UGCUGCGAUGCACCGCGCUGCUGACCAAUCAGGUCCAUCUAAGGAGACUGAGAGCUACGAGUCAAAAUGGGAAUAUGUAAGGAAAGGGAUCUGCUGUGUAUGCUGUGAGAGCAAUAUCGAUUCUUUAUUGUAUAGAUGUGGACAUAUGAACACUUGCGAGAAGUGUGCGAAGAAGCUAGUGGAAGCUGGAGGAAAAUGUCCCAUGUGUCAAGCUCCUGUGAUUGAGGUAGUUCGUGCCUACUCUAUUCUCUGAACUCCUUUUACUCUCAGUCCUGAUCUUCGGCUCCAAGCUCUGCUUAUUCGAUUCUGGGUUUCACUGCUCCAAGCCCUGCUUUGAUGUUUUAGCAUAGAAAUUACUCUGAUUCACUCGGUUUUUUAUUUUAUCCGUGGUGUAAGGAAGACGAAUACAUUUAACUAUUUUAUACACAUGAAAUAUCAAAAGAU
Camelina sativa (false flax) is the source of this 444-nucleotide messenger RNA. Lineage: Eukaryota; Viridiplantae; Streptophyta; Magnoliopsida; Brassicales; Brassicaceae. The record is from RefSeq and is a predicted model, not a curated record.